Messenger RNA from Daucus carota subsp. sativus, 1900 nucleotides. RefSeq lists its product as uncharacterized. Lineage: Eukaryota; Viridiplantae; Streptophyta; Magnoliopsida; Apiales; Apiaceae. The record is from RefSeq and is a predicted model, not a curated record. Bases 151 to 1686 code for a protein of 511 amino acids. Gene Ontology annotation, molecular function: protein binding. The transcript is spliced from 5 exons.
CUUCCAUAAUAAAAUUUAUACUAUGCAGUAUAAAAAAUAUAAAAACAUAUUAUUAUAUAUAUCACAGAUAAACACAAAGGCUCUUACUCUGUCUCUCCAUUUCGCUGAGUAAACCCUUUGUUGACGUCGUGGUUUCAGGGAUCAAUAAAAAUGGUGUUGCCGGACAAUGAGAUUGAUCAAAGUGAUGAUGAUCACUCCUAUGAGUUUAUUGACUCAGAUGAUUUACAUACGGACAAAAGUGAUCAUAGUGAGAGUUCCUUCGAAUUUAUUGGUUCUGAAGAAAUGAACUCCUUGAAAGAUAUUGAGGAACCAAAUUUUGCUGGAAUUACAUGUGAGGGAAAUGCAUCUGAUAUUCUAGAUUCAGAGACUGCUGAUGCUUCCAACAAUGAUGAAGAGCAGUUAGACGACAUGGAUAGGUUCUCAUAUAAAUCAACCGACUCUGAGCUCAAUUUUUCUGAUGAAUGCACAUAUAUGGAGGUUGCAUCACCCAUCAGUGAUCUGGAUGAUAAGCUUCGAAGGUUCAAGCGUAGAGCUCUUACAUAUGAGAUAACUGAUAUCAGUGGAGUCUUUACGGUGCCCACAAAUUUGAUGCUGCGAGGGAAUAUUGAAAUUAAAGAUAUAGCUAAGGAAUUUAUUCUCCCAUUCCUUCCUGCGAAAGCCCUUGUGAGAUUCAAGGCCGUUUCCAAAGAAUGGGACAACAGAAUAUCACAUCCAUUCCUAGCCCAUCUGCAAAGCUACUGCUUUGAAGAGAUGUCUGGGUUCUUCUGUCAGAAUGGUUUCCAACAUUUCUUUGUGACCCUUGAUCAGGCCGCGUAUGGGAUUCCAAAUUCAACUUUGUCAUUUCUUCCUUCGAAUUUUAAGAUCAAAAGUUCCUGCAAGGGGUUGCUACUCUGUCAAAGAGUCCCUGAUGAAGACGAAGAGAAUGAAUACUGCGUGUGUAAUCCUGCUACCAGGGAAUUCCAUGUGCUUCCUCAGUCUACUUACUAUCAUGGUCCAGAACCAAAUUUGAUACUUGCAUUCGAGCCGUCUUCGAUGAACUUUGGGGAAAAUUACAAGGUGAUAUGUGCCUUUGACAUGCAUGAUGGUUUUAAGAUGCUUUGCUUUGACAUUUACAACUCAGAGACAAAGUCUUGGACCUGCUGCUCCGAUCUUGUCUGCCCUGAGUUUGAGGUAGCCAGUUUGGAAGAUAAUGGUCUAUACAGGAAUGGAGUGGCAUAUUGGGCUACCACAUUAGGCUAUCUUCUUGCUUUGGAUAUCAAGAACAGUUUCUAUCAAGUUCAGCCUAUAUGUUCAGAAAGGUUGAAAGCUGAAGGUAUCUUAACAUUGCUAGAUGGGGAGCUAUCUUACAUUCAGGCCUAUGUUGAGCCUUCUUACCUUGAGAGUGGUACUUGCUGUGAUGACACAGAUGAUGUGAAAAAUACAUGCAUAAUCGAGAUAUUUGGGGGUGUUACUAUGCGCUUAAGACGUCGUGUUACUGUUAAACUCGAUAUGAAGAUUUAUGAUACCCAGUCCUUCAAGGUGUUGUUUGCUCCUAAGAGGGAUUUCUUUAUUUUCAACAUUGAAAAUGUCCUAUAUUCCUGUAAUGUUGAGGAAAAAAAAUUUGAAGUGAUCAGAAGCAGAAGCAGAGGAAUCAGCUCGAGCACGACAUACACUCCGUAUGUGAACAGCCUUGUGUCUCUGGCGUGAGCAGCCCCGUAUCUUUGUCAGCCAGCGUUUCUGUAAUCGUUAAUCAUGUCAUAGUGCCUGUUAGUUUUCGUUGUUGCAAACAUCUGGACAUCUAGUUUGUCUAAAAACACCCAUGCAUAGGAUGCUGUUUCCUAAUAUUUCAGUCUCAGUAUUACCAUCUGAUGUGGAUUCCCGUUUUGGUUGAAUGAACAUCUGUUGACAUUGUGUUCUUAUC